Molecule: messenger RNA, 948 nt
Organism: Saccharomycodes ludwigii
Lineage: Eukaryota; Fungi; Ascomycota; Saccharomycetes; Saccharomycodales; Saccharomycodaceae
Product: aldo-keto reductase superfamily protein
Exons: 1
Coding region: 1-948 (315 amino acids)
Cellular component (GO): cytosol
Molecular function (GO): aldose reductase (NADPH) activity
Source: RefSeq, a predicted model, not a curated record
AUGGAUAGAGCUAUACACCAGGAAUUUUUCACUUUAAAUAACGGCAACAAGAUACCAGGUGUAGCAAUUAUUGGUACCGGUACUAAAUGGUUUAAAAAAGUUGAAUCGGAGGAAACAUUCUCCAAAGAAUUGGUUGAGCAGAUAAAAUACGCCUUAACUUUGCCUGGAAUUGUUCACAUUGAUGCAGCAGAGAUUUAUAGAACUUAUCCCGAAAUCGGUGCUGCUAUAGAGGAGAGUAGAAGAAAACCAAGAAACCAGAUUUGGAUAACUGACAAGUAUUCCACCUCUUUAAAAAUCACCGAAAACCCAAAAGUCGGACUAGAAACUUCUUUAAAGAAAAUGGGUGUUGAAUAUGUUGAUUUGUAUUUACUACACAGCCCAUUUGUUACUGAAGAAAAGAACGGCUUUUCUUUGGAACAGGCAUGGAAGUAUUUAGAAGAGUUGUAUAAAAAUGGCAAAGCCAAAAAUAUUGGUGUUUCUAAUUUUGGCGUCAAAGACUUGGAACGUAUUUUGAAAGUUGCUGAAAUUAAACCACAAGUUAAUCAGAUUGAAUAUAGUGCAUUCUUGCAAAAUCAAACUCCUGGUAUUUAUAAAUUUGCCAGAGAACAUGAUAUUUUGUUAGAGGCUUACUCCCCAUUGGGACCCUUGACAAUUGAACAUUCUGAAGAUGAUGAAUUUUAUAGAUAUAUCAAGGAGUUGAGCCAUAAAUAUGAUAAAACUGAAGCUCAAAUCUUGUUACGUUGGGUCGCUGAUCGUCAUGUUUUACCUGUCACUACAUCUGGCAAAAAGGAGAGGAUCGAAGAAGCUCAAUAUUUAUACUCUUUCGAUUUAACUUACGAUGAAUCAAACAAUAUAACACAAUUGGGGUUGCAACAUAAACCAUUAAGAAAAUAUUGGACUGAACAAUACUCUAAAUACGAUGCUGAUUCUCAAAAAUCUGAUGAUUAA